CUCGGAAAAACCUAGCUAACUAGCUACUGUCUUUCAGCAUCAUCUAAACAUUAGCUAGCUUGUUAGUUAGCUUUUCUUAGCUAGUCAAACUCUUAGGAAAAAUAGAGCUCAUAGCCAAGUCAAUCUAUGAGUCGCAAACGAAACCACAGUUUCGCCGAAACGAGCCUGUCUCCUGAACUCCACGGCGGCUUCAUGGAGCCUCCCGGUUCAGCGAGCCGAGGCGACGGCGAUUUCCUGGAGCUGGAACACGACGAGGAGCUCCUCUGCUCGGUCAGCGACAUCACCGAGCACCUCGGUAGAAACAUCACCGUGGUGCUGGAGACAGCGCUGUCUGAGAUCCGCAAAAUGGUCAGCAUCAGGAUACGAGUCCUGAAAAUGGAGCUACGAGAGAAAACCGAAGAAAUUGAAGUCUUAAAGGCGAGACUAGAUACAGUCCAGCGGGAUGGCAGGGACCCUUUCCCCGGCGUUACGACCAUGGAGUCGUCUGCAGAUGCUGGCUUCAAGAAACAUGACUUCAGCUCAGGGAACAAACACAAUAGUGUUGACCCUAGGAGAGCCAAGGCUGUCAUGCCGGGGGUGAAGAAGGAGAACAUAGAUGCUAUUUGCGACUAUCUGAUGAAAGACAAGAACUCGAGGGGGUGUGCUGAAUUGGACGGAGACCAGAGCAGCCAAGCCAGCGGUGACCGAGAGGCUCGCCAAGAUCCGGACCCGCACUCCCUCAACCUGUGGCCCGACAGCGGCAUGGCUGGCUCCGGACACGGGCACGGAGACUCCGAGUCCACCACAGACGACCUGUUCAGUAUGCUCCCCUCCGGCAGCAAACGGAUGUAUGACUACGAAUGGAUAGCACCAAUGGAUUAUUCUUCAGAUCUGAAAGUCCUGAAAGAGCCCGAGUGUGAGAGCAGCCCGACGGCUCCAACCGAGGAAGAGGAGGACGAUGAGGAAGAAGAGGCGCUGAGGAGGGACGGGGCAGGGCUGGAGCCGGCCCAGGCCCCGCUGUCGCACGUCCAUCCCUCCGAGUUCUCCAUGGAGCCCCAGAGCUCUCCGGGGGAGGGGGGGAGUCCCCUGCAGGGCAGCACAAACAGGCCUGUGGCAGGCCAGCAGUUCCCCGGCCACACAUACAUCUGCUCUCUGUGUGGAACCUUCUGCCCUGACUCUGUGUUUCUAAAGGAGCACGUCAAACUGAUACACUCGGAUUCUGCAGGCGCCCAGGCUCUCCAGGCCCUGCAGUCCACCUGCUCGGCGGCGCCCGCCAUGGGGGACGGCAGCACUGACCCGAGGAGGGUGAGCGAGGAUGGCACUGGGGCUGUGCCUGGCGACGGUGGCAUGGCGCGGGGAGCGGCGCCUGUGAAAAAGGAGAUCAAAAUCGAGGGCGGGUACGAGUGCGGGGACUGCGGCCGCCACUUCAACUACCUUGGCAACCUGCGGCAGCACCAGCGCAUCCACACCGGGGAGAAGCCCUUCAUGUGUCCCGAGUGUGGCGAGCGCUUCCGCCAUGCCGCCCGCUUAAAAAGCCACCGGCUGGUGCACAGCAGCGCGCAGAGCCCCUUCCCGUGCCCCCAGUGCGGGAAAGGCUUCUCAGUGCUGUCGGGACUCAAGAGACACCAGCGGGUGCACACGGGCGAGAGCCCGUACGCCUGUCCACAGUGCGGCCGGCGCUUUAAGGAGCUGGGGAACCUGUACACCCACCAGAGGAUCCACAGCGGCGCCACGCCCUACUGCUGCCAGCAGUGCGGCCGCAGCUUCCGCCACCUGGGGACGUACAAGAGCCACCGCUGCACGCCGCUAGGGGUGUAAAUCACAAGUUGUUUUUUCUAUCACAAUAUGGUAUUAUAUUGAUUCUUUGGACAACGGUCGGAUAUUAGCUAAUGUCUCAAAGUCUGUCGCGAUACAAUGGCCGUUCAAUUCAGGGGGCCUGCGAUCGAUGAGACGAUAUCCUGCGCCCGUUUAACACACUUACACUACUAGGGAUAUAACGGUAUGAAAAUGUAACCUCACGGUGAGAGUGACCAAAAGGAUCACGGUAUAAUCGCUGUAUUUUUAAAAGUGUCUUUAAUGCCUUUAGCAGCAACUUUAUUUCCUGCACGUCCUGCAUACAGAAUAUUUAUCUUUAAUUGAUGGGGUGGCCUCUAGCUCACCCAGUAAGAGCGUGCACCCAUGUAGGCCGGGUCCUGCAGCAGCCCGGGUUCAAAUACUUACCUGCGGCUCUUUGCUGCAUGUCAUCCCCCAUCUCUCUCCCAACUUUCCUGUCUAUCUACUGUCACUCAAAGGGGAAAAGCCCCC
Messenger RNA from Etheostoma cragini (Arkansas darter), 2283 nucleotides. RefSeq names its product zinc finger protein 16 like (gene znf16l). The coding region runs from base 127 to 1797 and encodes 556 amino acids. Lineage: Eukaryota; Metazoa; Chordata; Actinopteri; Perciformes; Percidae. Gene Ontology annotation, molecular function: DNA-binding transcription factor activity; RNA polymerase II cis-regulatory region sequence-specific DNA binding. The transcript is spliced from 3 exons. Gene Ontology annotation, biological process: regulation of transcription by RNA polymerase II. The record is from RefSeq and is a predicted model, not a curated record.